GAGGUUUCUGAACUCCAGAUGGACACGAAGGGGUGGAGGGGUCCUGGUGUGUUUUCCAGAUGGCCUUUGGAGAAUCAGUUGUGUCGGUGCGUCCGGUGAUCGCGUGGAACGUGUGGUUCUCAGUGCAUCUCCCUCAGCACUCUCCACCCCCGAGGCUCUGACUUUAGGAGGGAGAGAGAGAGAGACAGGGAGAGACACUACACUGAUCGCUGGGCUUUCGUGGAGAGAAAAGGAGAAAACUCGCUCCCUGCUUUGGCCCAGGUCUCGGCGCACUGCCUGGGGUCUGACCGAGACUCAGGCAGGCACCUGCAGCCCCUUUUCAGAGGGCGAGGACCAGAGCCCGUUUGUGUGUGUCAAACAACAGGUGGCUUGAGGGUGGUCGCCCUGAUCUCCCAGGUAAACUCGCCCGGGCCGUCUGGGCAGUCUACACUCCUGCCACUGACUGCCCCCGCUGGUGGAGUUUUGGGUAAAGGCUUUGAGGUGCCUGGAAACUGCGCAGGAGAGGCGUGCACGGGGAGCUCGGUGGGGCAGACCUCAUUGAGCAGUUCAGAAUUGUCGGUGAUGAUGACGGAGGGAAACUGUUUACUCCUGAAGAAUAUGAAGAAUACAAAAGUAAAGUUUUACCCAUGCGCUUACAGAACAGGUUAUUCGUAAGCUGGAGGUCACCAAGCGGCAUGGAUUGUAAACUUGUUGGCCCGGAAACACUGUGUUUUUGUACACACAGAUAUAAACAACAUAAAACUGACUUUGAAACACUUCCCCAGCAGCGCCCCAUUGAACUGCCCUGCCAGGUGACCGGCUGCCGGUGCGGGGCCUACCACUACGUCCCUUUAAACGGUACCCAGCCCGUUCGCUGCAGGUGCAAACACUUUGCCGAUCAGCACAGUGCCGCUCCUGGCUUUACCUGCAAUGCAUGUUCCAAGUGUUCAGGCUUUCACAGCUGCUUUACUUGUGCUUGUGGCCAGCCCGCAUAUGCCCAUGACACGGUGGUGGAGACUAAACAAGAGAGGCUGGCUCAGGGCAAGCCCGUGGGACGAGACGUUCCUUACGCAGCCAUGGGAGGACUGACUGGCUUCAGCUCACUGGCCGAAGGCUACAUGCGGCUGGAUGACAGUGGGACUGGUGCACCCUCAGUUGAAUUUUUAGAUGCUCCAGUUACGGCUGCAGACCACCCAUUUCUAAAAUCAUUUCAAGCGCCGUCCAGUUCUUCUCCAGAAACGCCGAUCAGUGCAGGUACAAGUAGUCAAGUUUCUGCUUUACGGAGACCCGAAGAAGAUGAUAUGGCUAUCUUUGAAAGACGAUAUCAGGAAAGGAUGAAAAUGGAAAAGGCUGCUAAGCAGAAAGGAAAAGCUCCACUGCCAUCUACUGUGAAACCUUCAUGAUUCGUGAGGACCACGGGGGAGGCUCCAGCUGACGUCUGAACGGGUUUUUCACAUCUCUUUGAAUAUAAACAUAUAGCUAAUUUUCUCUUGAAUUUAUUACUUGUUUUUUCUACUGUAUAAAUAUCACUUCGUGUAUGUUUAAUUUAUUUAAAUACGUGAAAACAUUUUUGUCAAAAUGUUAUCAUUUUUUACUUUGUAUAUACUUUUUUUCUAACAAAUGAGAUUGUUUUCCUAUGAGUCAGAUCCUGAAAGUAGAACAAAUAUGUUCAGUCUGUCAUCAUCUAACGGUUUCAGGUUACUUUAAAAAAUUAAAGAUAUUUUUAAAGGUUUUGAAAAUAUGUCAGGAACACUUUGCUAUCCAAAGUAGUAACUGGAAUCAUUAAUUUUUUUAUUGCUCCAACAUUGUAGUGUUGCUUUUUAAUGUAUGCUUUUAAAUAAAAAUCUGUAAU
This is a messenger RNA of Ochotona curzoniae (black-lipped pika), 1831 nucleotides long. It is a transcript of the gene FAM221A, whose product is annotated as family with sequence similarity 221 member A. Lineage: Eukaryota; Metazoa; Chordata; Mammalia; Lagomorpha; Ochotonidae. The transcript is spliced from 7 exons. The record is from RefSeq and is a predicted model, not a curated record. The coding region runs from base 627 to 1382 and encodes 251 amino acids.